This is a messenger RNA of Oryzias melastigma (Indian medaka), 2235 nucleotides long. RefSeq names its product tetratricopeptide repeat protein 16. Gene Ontology annotation, molecular function: protein binding. NCBI's taxonomy places the organism in Eukaryota, Metazoa, Chordata, Actinopteri, Beloniformes, Adrianichthyidae. The coding region runs from base 383 to 1990 and encodes 535 amino acids. The record is from RefSeq and is a predicted model, not a curated record. The transcript is spliced from 12 exons.
CACUUCCGGGUUUCAGGGGGCAGACCUGCUGAGUUGAGAGCUCUUCGUCACUAAUUUCUCUGAAAGUUUUAUUUUUAGACUUCUUUUAAACUGCACACUUAUUUGAACACACGUUUCAUUUUCUUAAAAAACACACGCAGCUCAUUUUGUGGCUUUAUCGUAAAACGUAAAUUCAGAAGGGCCACCGGAAGAAUGGGCGUGGCAACGUAAAGUUAAGAAAUUAAAAGCAUCUAUGCUUCGGCGGUUGUCGCAGAAACACCGGAAGUACAAUAUUAAAAUUAAAAUAGCUGAUUCAUGGAAACUAGAAUCACGAAAAAAAUAGAAACUAGAACAUUAUUGACCAACAAAUAUACUUUAAAAGUUAUUUUAUACGUGAAACUUGAUGGACUCAUCAGAUAAGAGAAAAGGCAAAACGGCCAGGAGGCAGAGCUUGUUCUCGUCUGCAGCAUCCGAGCAGCGAUGGGAUGAAGAGGUCAAGCAGCUGUUUGAAAACAACAAAGUCCUCCUGUCCCGUACAAAGAACAACAGAGGAGCGGAGCUGCAAGCAGGGGUCAUCAUUCAGAGAAGAGCUGCAGAGCACUGCUCAAACGGAGCCCAGGCGCUGCUGAGGGCAGAGUACGAGCGGGCCGUGGUCUGUUUCUCCAAGGCUGUCACUCUGCAGCCGGGGCAGCCUCAGCUGUAUGUGAGUCAGGCUGAGGCCCUCCUGCAGCUCUGUGACUUCCAUUCAGCGGCGGGUUUGUACAGGCGGGCCUCCUUUCUGCAGCCUGGAGCCUUUGAUGACCGCUUGGCCUUCAUCCUCUACAUGCAGGGUCAAUGUUUAUUUGAUCAAGGCCUUUUCCUUGAGGCUCUGCAGGCUUUCAGCUGCGCUGCAGAAGUGAAGCCAGGCUGCAGGAUUUAUGAAGUGAAGAGACUUGCUUGUUUGGCAGCUCUGGGUCACCAUGACGAUUGUGUGCAGCUGCUGAACGACUGGAUAACCGAGUGUCCCACAUCUGACCUUUAUGUCCUCAGAGCCCGGCUGCACAAAGUCCAGAACAAGACGCUCCAGUGUUACCGUGACGUGACGCUGGCGCUGCAGCUGCAGCCAGCAUGUCCGCACGCUGCAGCCCUGCUGCUGCAGCUGCAGGAGGCGAGUGAGGAGGCUCGGCUGCAGGCGGUGGUCAGAGCCGUGCGCGGGGAGCUGCGAGAGGCCCUCUGUCUGAGCAGCGUUGGCCUUCAGAACAGCCCUGAGGAUGCACGCCUCUACCUGUUCAGAGGGACUCUGUAUCGCCGUCUGAAGGAGUUCUCAGCAGCCAUGGAGGAUCUGGUCCAAGCGGCGGAGCUGACUGAAGAGACUGGAGGGGGUUUGGAGAGCAUAGCAGGGACCAAGUCUGAGCUGAAGGACUCGCUAAAAGAAGAGGUGAAGUUUCAGGCGGCGCUGACCUUCAAUGACUUUGCCGUCCAGUGUUCCUGCAGAGGCCUCCACGCUGAAGCUGCACAGCUUCUGAACCAGGCCAUUGAGAAGGAGAAGAGCCAGGCGGCUCUGUACCUCAACCGAGGAGACUGUUUCUUCAGGCGGGGAAAGUGGCGUUUGGCUCUGGCGGACUACCAGCAGGCCGAGGAGAUGCUGCGUCCUGAUGACCCCGCCGUGAAGCUCCGACUCGGCCUCGUCCACAGCACGCUAGGCUCCUCCUAUUUCCAGAACGAGCACUUCCAGGAGGCAGCCGACAUGUUCUCUUUGGCCGUCAACUACAGCCCCUCAGUUGGCGAGUAUUACGGCGGCAGAGCGAAAGCCUUCCAAAGCCUGGGGGACCUGCGAGGGGCCAGGGAGGCCUGCGUCUGCAUGCUCAUCCUGGAUCCCAGCAGCAGUCAGGUGCCUCCUUUGCUCAUGAAUUUGUUUCCUGGGAAAAACGCAGCAGAUGUUUUGUCUGGUCCUGAGGGACAAGCAGCCAAAGUCCGUCUGAUGGAGCGGAUCCGGUCCUGGAGAUCCUCCUCUGACCCUCAGAGGGACUGAAGAGAGAUCCAAAAACCGGCCUCAGGAGAGAGUGAAGCUGAGCUGUGUGCAAACACAGUCUCAUUCUGCCCCAUGGGGGGUCUCAUUCUGCCCCCCUUUACCCUCUGCUCCUGUGGACGUCCUCCAGCCAGAGGCACAAAGCUGUGAGGACUUCCUAUAAGCGUUUGGAGUCUUCAACCUUCAUUUCUCUGCUGCCAGAAAAACCCAGAACAAUGUUCCAAAAAAUAAUCAACAGUUUCAUGUUU